Molecule: messenger RNA, 1674 nt
Organism: Emericellopsis atlantica
Lineage: Eukaryota; Fungi; Ascomycota; Sordariomycetes; Hypocreales; Bionectriaceae
Product: pyridoxal phosphate-dependent transferase
Exons: 5
Coding region: 1-1674 (557 amino acids)
Biological process (GO): molybdopterin cofactor metabolic process
Molecular function (GO): molybdenum cofactor sulfurtransferase activity
Source: RefSeq, a predicted model, not a curated record
AUGAAAGCAAACGACACCGAGCGUGUGACGAGGGAGACCAGGUCUGAUUCGUUCCAGCAAGAUGCCCUCUUGGCUGCAUCCCCCGAGAUGCGAUAUAACGAAUCUGUGGAGAGAUUUAGACGCACAGAAUAUCCUAACAUGGACCGAGGAGUAUAUCUUGACCAUGGAGGUGCUACCAUCUAUGCUAAGUCACUAGUAACGGAUUUUUCGGAUGAGAUGGUUACGAAUCUCUGGGGGAACCCCCACUCGGAGAAUCUUCCCGCCAAGUUAUCCGGGGACAUGGUGGACCGCAUCAGGGUCAGAGCGCUCGAAUUUCUAGGUGCUGACCCCAGGCAUUAUGAUCUCGUUUUUGCCGCCAACGCAACGGCGGCUAUCAAAAUCGUUGCCGAAAGCUUUCGAGAUCUCGCAGAUAGGACUGUCAGCAAAACCUUCUGGUACGGUUACCACAGCGAAGUUCACUCGAGUAUUCUAGGGAUAAGGGAGCUCUCGGUGGGGUCAUACCAUUGCUUCGACAAUGACAGCCGAGUAGAGCAAUGGCUCGCUGAUCCACGCGGCGCCGUGGUCAACAAUGCCGACUCCAACAAGCUGGGUCUCUUUGCUUAUCCCGGACAAUCCAACCUCAGCGGACGGCGUCUCCCAAGGUCCUGGACGGGUAGCGUGAGAAGGAAUUCCCAGCUGCGAAACACCUACACAUUAUUCGAUGCCGCCGCACUAGCGAUGACUACUUCUCUUUCACCUUUGUUCUCUGACCUCAACACAGCGCCAGAUUUUACCUGCCUGUCUUUCUACAAGAUUUUUGGCUUCCCUGAUCUAGGAGCCUUGAUCGUGCGCCGGUCAUCUGGUCAUGUGCUUAACCUGCGCAAGUACUUUGGUGGGGGUACCAUCGCCCAGGUGUUCCCGCUGAAUGGAGACUCUCAUUCAUCGAGGAAAGUUCCUGGAUUAGGAGAUGCCGAGAGCACGUGGGAUAUACAUGAUGGUCUCGAAGACGGGACUUUGCCAUUUCACAGCAUUCUAGCCCUUGGUGUGGCCAUAAAAACUCAUUCUCGACUAUACGGUUCCAUGGAAUUUAUCUCUCGUCACUGCUCGUACUUGUCACGUUACCUAUACUCGGGCUUGGCAUCGUUAAAGUAUCCCAACGGGUCUCCCCUUGUUGAGAUAUAUGUCGACGAUCCAGUGGUGUUUGGAGACCCUUCCAGACAAGGGGCCACGAUCGCUUUCAACGUGAAAAAUAAGGAAGGGUAUUAUGUACCCUGGACGAGCAUCGAGUCGAUGGCAAACGAUGCGGGCGUUUAUAUCAGGGCGGGUGGUGUCUGUUGUCCCGGUGGCGUCUUGAGAGCUCUGAAAUAUGAGGGCUGGGAAUGGAGUAGGAUGUUUUCGAGCGGACAUUCAUGUGGACGCAAUGAAAUAGCAGUCAUCAACGGAAAGCCAACUGGGGUUGUUAGAGCCAGUCUUGGACCCAUGACAACAAAGGCGGACGUACAUGCCCUCUUGCAGUUUCUUCAUAACACAUUCACAGUCUCUGAAGACUCCCUCGAUUCAAACAAUCCAUCUGGCUGCCGCUACGCGGAUGACAUAUGUGGACGGAGCCACUGUCUUGAGGCGCGCCAGCCAACCCAGCCGUUGAUCUGCCAGCCUGAGGAGGUGUCGUUGGGGGGAGGAGAGGGACCAGGAUGA